Molecule: messenger RNA, 390 nt
Organism: Cydia strobilella
Lineage: Eukaryota; Metazoa; Arthropoda; Insecta; Lepidoptera; Tortricidae
Product: GATA zinc finger domain-containing protein 8-like
Exons: 1
Coding region: 1-390 (129 amino acids)
Source: RefSeq, a predicted model, not a curated record
AUGGAACGUGACAACUUCUUCAACUUCAACUUCUCCAACUUCUUCAACUUCAACUUCGCCAACUUCUCCAAUUUCUUCCAUUUCUCCAACUUCCCCAACUUCAACUUCUUCAUCUUCCUAAAUUUUUCCACUUCUUCAACUUCAAUUUCUCCCACUUCUUCAUCUUAUUCAAUGUCAAUCAACUUCUUCAACUUCAACUUCUCCAACUUUUUCGUCUUCAAUUUAUCCUACUUCUUUAACUUCUCCAACUACUUCAAGUUCAACUUCUUAAAUUUAUUCAACUUCAACUUUUCCAACUUCUUCAACUUUAACUUCUUCAACUUCAACUUCUCGAACUUCAUCAACUUCAACUUCUACAACUUCAACUUCUCAAACUUUUUUAACUUCUGA